AUGGUGUCGAGGUUCUUCGCCACAGAACUCCGUCAGAAGAGGAAGCUGAUGGGCCAUCUCGGAGCGCCAGGAGCCGAGGAGAUCUACUGCGACAAGGACAGGGCGGCUGCAGUGGCCAUGGGCGACCAAGAUAUCAAGACGUCUCUGAAGGUCAAGAGGAAGAAGGAACGACGUGUCAUCCUUCCUGAAGGCACCAACGCAUCGGUUCACCUAACGGAGGCGCAGCGGGCGAUUUCCAAGGGGAACAUCGAAACUGCUCUCUCGUGCGCAGAGAAGGCCGUGGAGACAGGGGGUGACCCAGCUUCCCUGGUGGUGCGAGGACGGUGCCAUCUGCUGCUGGGUCAUCUGCAACAGGCGCUGGCAGACGCGAGAGACGCGCUCAAAGUCGAUCCUUCCAUUGUUAAAGCCGUGUUGGUCCAAGCCGAAGCUCUUUAUGGGAUGGGAGAAUUCGAACGAUCACUCGUCCUAUUCCAUAGAGGAGCGAGGAAGCGACCAGAUCUCACUGCCUUUACCCGUGGUGUCCACAAGGCGAGGGAAGCCAUCAUCAAUGCAAUCGGAGAAUUUAUAACAAAGAAAAAAACGCAACUCCUAACGGGUCCUCCUCCCCGUCUCUCUCGUCUCCGGCAGCGUCUUCUAGGGGGCCUCAGCAGCGACAAGGAGUUCCUGGCAUCCCUGGUGUCCCGGAGGAGUCUCAAGAGGGAACUGACCUCGACUGACCCCUCGAGCUUGGUGGGCAGGUCAGGCAACCACGUGGCCUCCGUCGCCAAGGAGGCUCUCACCUCUUUGCAGGUGGAUGUACAGCACGAAUUCGAACUUAACUCAGUGCUGAACAUGGAAUACACACUCGAGUGA
Penaeus indicus is the source of this 852-nucleotide messenger RNA. Its product is annotated as outer dynein arm-docking complex subunit 4-like. The transcript is spliced from 6 exons. Gene Ontology annotation, molecular function: protein binding. Gene Ontology annotation, cellular component: cytoplasm. The coding region runs from base 1 to 852 and encodes 283 amino acids. The record is from RefSeq and is a predicted model, not a curated record. NCBI's taxonomy places the organism in Eukaryota, Metazoa, Arthropoda, Malacostraca, Decapoda, Penaeidae.